Gavialis gangeticus (Gharial) is the source of this 3125-nucleotide messenger RNA. It is a transcript of the gene IMPA1, whose product is annotated as inositol monophosphatase 1. The record is from RefSeq and is a predicted model, not a curated record. Bases 107 to 955 code for a protein of 282 amino acids. Gene Ontology annotation, biological process: inositol metabolic process; signal transduction; phosphatidylinositol phosphate biosynthetic process. Lineage: Eukaryota; Metazoa; Chordata; Crocodylia; Gavialidae. The transcript is spliced from 9 exons. Gene Ontology annotation, molecular function: inositol monophosphate 1-phosphatase activity.
GGGGGUGCUGACGGCUGCGGCGCAUGCGUGCCCGCGGGUGCUCGAGCGGGAGACAGAAGAAGCCAGCAGGUGCGGCCGGCACUGCGGGCUCUUUAUCUAAAAGAAGAUGGCUGAUCCUUGGCAAGAAUGCAUGGAUUAUGCAGUCACUUUAGCAAGAAAAGCUGGAGAGGUUGUCCGUGAAGCACUGAAAAAAGAAAUAUCUAUUAUGACUAAAAGCUCCCCAGCAGAUCUGGUAACUGUUACAGAUCAAAAAGUGGAACAAAUGAUUAUUUCUGCAGUAAAAGAAAAAUAUCCUUCUCACAGUUUCAUUGGGGAAGAAUCUGUCGCAGCAGGAGAAGGCAGCACCUUGACAGAUAAUCCUACAUGGAUCAUUGACCCUAUUGAUGGAACUACUAAUUUUGUACACAGGUUUCCAUUUGUGGCUGUUUCAAUUGGCUUCAGUGUAAACAAAAAGAUGGAAUUUGGAAUUGUAUACAGUUGUGUAGAAGACAAAAUGUACACUGGCAGGAAAGGAAAAGGUGCAUUUUGCAAUGGCCAGAAGCUUCAAGUAUCAGGUCAAGAAGAUAUUACAAAAUCCCUUUUAGUAACAGAACUGGGAUCAAACCGUGAUCCAGAGGUUUUAAAAACUGUUCUGUCUAACAUGGAAAAGCUGCUCGGUAUUCCUGUUCAUGGUUUGUCUCUUAGGAUUAGAGCUGUUGGUACAGCAGCUGUAAACAUGUGCCUUGUGGCAACUGGUGGAGCUGAUGCAUAUUAUGAGAUGGGCAUACAUUGCUGGGACAUGGCAGGAGCUGGAAUCAUUAUUACUGAAGCAGGCGGCGUGCUGCUAGAUGUAUCAGGUGGACCUUUUGAUUUGAUGUCACGAAGAAUAAUUGCUGCAAGUAGCCAAACCCUUGGGGAGAGAAUAGCCAAAGAGCUUCAGAUAAUCCCCCUAAAAAGGGAUGACGCAACAAAUUAAAUCAAUGCUUAACCUUCAAGUGCAAUAGUAAAAUGGUUGCCAUAUACUCUGUAUACUUGGAAAAUGUGUGUUGCACUUAAAUAUGCAAUGCGCUGUUGCAUAUCUUACUGAAUACCUUAUGAAGUUACCUCAAAUCAAGGUUUUGGAAUCCAACCAGUGUGAUGUUGUUAUAAAAUGUGUUCCAAUUAUGUCUUUUGCACAUACUCAGAUUGCAUAUAUGAAUUUUGUUGUAAGUCUUAAUUUUAUUUGUUGUAACUUUGAAGGAAAUACACAACAAAAAAGCAAGUCCUUGCAACUAGUACACUGGAGGUAGAACAAUCAAUUUAGCAAUGUUAAAAAAUGCAAUUCUGUAAAUCCAUAAGGGACUCCUAUCUUCUUGUUUGUGUUUCUUAUAUUUUAUACACAGGAAACAGGAUAUGUUGUUUAUCUGGUCUUUAUAUUAAAUGAAUCUAAAGUUUUAGAGUACAGUGAGCCUCUCCAGAAGUUCUGACCAAUUAAAGACUGCUUCCAGACCUCACUAAAAAUAGUCACUGGUAAUUUGGGUUUUUUGGGCAUUAUUCCUUAUUCCCUUCACUAAUGAUUUCAUUUGGUAUUGCUGGAAUUCCUCAGGGAAGCAUUCCCUACAUGGAGAAAAUUAGAUAAGUUACUUAUUCUUUAAACUUGAACUGAGUUUAUUUCAUUUGCAGUAUUAUUAAAAGUACAGAAAUAAUUGACUAGCAUGCCUUGGAAUGGAUUUGUCCCAGGGAAUAAAAUCUGCAUAUACUUCCCAUCACUAUAUGGCUUUCUGCUAACUAGUACAAAAGAAAUGAAAAUACAUGAACAUAUAUUGUGUAAGUUAUGUCAUUUGUCAUAUGUUGACAUUUGUCUCCUGAACACUCAGUACCUGAUGCAUAUAGUUUACCUAUAGUUUCUGUUAAUCUUUAAUAGUAAUUACUUGGACUGUCUAGGGUGAGAGAGAAUUUACUUCAGAAGCUAAAAACAUUUAAAAUCUUUUAGAUUUCAGAUAACUUUGUAAAGCACAUAUCCAGUAGUUCAGACCUUAACCUAGUAAUUAUUUGAAUGUUUGUCAUAUUUGAAAGCAUGUAAAAUAUUUGAAUACCAUAUUUCCUCGCAUAUAAAAUGCACCUCCCCACCCAAAAAAAUCAGUUCCACAAAACGGGUGAAUAUUUUAAGUAAAGAAGCUGUUUUCUAUGCUGGAAAAGCAGCAAGCGUGGAGAUACUAUGCAUGCCUUGCAGUUGUCAACAUAGCUGCCAUGAUGGUGGGUUCCUCUGUUAACCUUUUCACCUAUUGGCUGACCUCUGUAGCUUGUGGCUGAAGCGGCAAGUGAGCUGGUGGUAGUAUCAUGAUGAACCUUGCACUGUAGAAAUAACACUUUAUGUAUCAGAACAUAUAUAAAGAACUACUUACAGUAAGGAAUUAACAGUCUUGUUUCUGCCCUUACAAGGGUCUGGAGUCCAGCCUUGUGUGACUAAGUCUUCCCAGAAAUACAGCAGAUUCCAGGAAAUGUGUUCUCCCAGGAGAGAGUCUGCAUGAGGCAGCUGGGACCAGUAAUUUCCUGGUGCCACUUUCUGGACACUCCUACUAGGUUUUAAUGUAUGUCACACAGCUGACCUAGACUCUGAAAAAACAUUGUGUACAUUCUCCCUUCUAAAAUCAAGGCAUGUGUUUUAUUUAGGGGUUUGUUGCGUGAAGAAAAUACAGUAUAAAAUGACAGUUAGGUAAGUUGAUCACAAUUCUCUUAUGCGGCACCCUGUACAAAUACAUAAAGGGACACAGCUAUCCCUAAUGAGUUUAAUUUAAUAGUAUUUAAAAUUCUAAUACUAGCUAGUCUGAUUUCAUAAGACCUUCAUAUGGGGUGUUCUUUGAAAUUUAUACAAAUUUGUUUUUCAAUAAGUAUUUCAAGUGGGCACUUUAAAUAUUUGCAUAUUUGAGAAUAAUAAUAAUUUAGUUGGUCUGUUUUGGGGCUGACUUUUCUAUUGGGGCCAAAAUUUUCAGAAGUGUGUUGACCACCUUUGAGUGUCCAACUGAGACAUCUCAAACUAUUGAUAAUUUCUGAAAAUAUAGAUAUUUAGCAUUCUGUCUCAUUUCUUUUUGUUCUCGGAAAUAGUCUCUUUUGUCUUGAAAUAAAAGUACCAGCAGAUCUCUUAAUAGAAACCCUUGGCUCUUGAA